AUGUCGCAAUCAGCGGCUGCUAAAUACUUGAGAAAGUCGAAAACAUUCGUACAGAAGUGGAUACAGCGAUAUAAAGUGGUGAAAAAUGUCAAUGAUUUCCCGGGACGUGGCUCGAUAGGCAAAUUGAACGAAAAAGACGAAAAAAGAAUAGUGAAUCUGUUUUCGCGGAAUCCUGCUUUAACGCUGCGUCAAGGACAAGCAAAAUUAAAGUCAAAAGGUUUAGAUAUAUCGUACGAAACUAUCCGAACCCAUCUCCAUGCUCAUGACAUGAAAUGGCGCAACACAAUGAAGAAACCUCUAUUGACCGAAAGACAUGUGAUGAAGCGACUCGCUUGGGCGCACGAAAACAUCGAUCGAGAUUUUAGCAAUGUAAUUUUUACCGAUGAAUGUUCUGUAUGGGCACGUUGUAUCCUCACGCGAGCCUGGUCGACCUCCACCAAUAGGCUUGUCCAGCGAACUGUAAAACAUAGAGUAAAGGUGCAUCUUUGGGGCUGCUUCUCAAAGCAGGGGUUUGGCACUGUGCAUCUGUUUACCAACAACCUGAAUGCCAAAAACAUUCUGAAAAUCUACAAAAAGGCUUUGCUACCGUCUGCCAAACGUUGGUUUGACGAUAAAAAUGAGGAUUAG
Vollenhovia emeryi is the source of this 627-nucleotide messenger RNA. RefSeq lists its product as uncharacterized. Gene Ontology annotation, biological process: DNA integration; DNA transposition. The transcript has a single exon. The record is from RefSeq and is a predicted model, not a curated record. Gene Ontology annotation, molecular function: DNA binding. The coding region runs from base 1 to 627 and encodes 208 amino acids. NCBI's taxonomy places the organism in Eukaryota, Metazoa, Arthropoda, Insecta, Hymenoptera, Formicidae.